CCUGCUGGUAACUCUUAUAUGUCUGCCUCAGGUCUGCAGGCCCCUCCAGUGCUCGGACGGCAGAGGUGGGUGGGGCCGGCUGAGUCCCUGGAGAAGCUGAUCACGCCAGCGGUGGGACAUUACAACCUCGACGUCACUUUUGGCACGCAGUGCCAUCUCCCCUUGCCGCACAAGUCGGAGACUGCCUGUGUGUACGGCAAACCAGCCCAUGCUAAUCGCCUUGUCGCCCGGCAGUGGUGGCGAUCGCACACACAGCGCUUCUCUAGAGCUGUCCCCUGCUGUGAACAUACCCGCAGGAUGUUCAUCUUUGCCCUGCUUGAGGCUAGGUUCCUCGCCGCGUGCCUGGCUGCAUCCCCUUUCCUCCUUCAGCUCGUGCUCUAUCCCGCCGUUCUGUCGCCUUCUUCGAGGUUGAUUCUCGCCUUUGUUCAGCUGUACACUACCACCGCUUGUGUCGCGGCAGUGGCACUGCUGUACAAGCUUCUGCUAUAUCCUUUUUUCCUGUCGCCACUUUCGAGGCUGCCGCAACCGCAUUGGUCGUGCUCCAUCACGUCGGCGUGGAUCCUGUGGGCGAGGUUCUCGGGGCGGGAAAACCGCACGUUGCAGAAGCUGCAUCGCAAGUAUGGACCUGUCGUGCGGAUAGGGCCCGCCGAGGUGAGUGUCAACAGCCUCGAGGCUGUCAAGACUGUAUAUCAGGGUGGCUUUGACAAGCACAGCUGGUACGAUGUCUUCAACAACUACGGUGUGCCAAACACAUUUUCCUCGACACAAUCCAAGCACCAUUCCGUGCGGAAACGCAUGGUGUCAAAUGUGUACUCGAAAUCGUACAUUGCAACCAGCCCGGCCACACAUGCACAGGGAAACGUGAUAGUUAACGACAGACUGAUGCCACUGUUGCAAAAGUCGGCCAGCCAGAAACAGCAGCCACACGGUAUCAACGUACAUUCUCUGUUCUGCGCCGUGGCCAUGGACUUUAUAACGGCAUACUGCUUCGGGAUAUCACGCUCGUCCAACUUUAUCCAGGACAAGAACUACAGAGACCACUGGUUAAAGCUAUACAUGACUCGAAAGGGGUACGGCUUCUUCGAACAGGAGCUACCUUACUUAGAGUCUCUCGUUCGCCGAACAGGCUUCAGCCUGACGCCCGCCUGGGUUCGAGCGACGAAUGAAGAGCUCCAAGGCUGGUGCAAGAGCAAGAGCGAUGCAGCUGUGGAGUAUGUGCACAGGACAACCGGCUCCUCGGCACCGCUCGACGCUUCUAAUGAACCCGUCGUUGUUCGGGCCAUGCUGGCGGGGAUUGACCGCGAAGCGAGGAAUAACGGCGAGAGCUCUCUCAUUCACUCCACCGCUGUUCAGCAUCCUGAACUAUCGGUGGCCUCUGAGGUCCUCGACCACGUCUUGGCGGGCCAGGAGACCACUGGCGUCUCGUUGACUUAUUUGUCGUGGCAUCUCUCGCAGUCGCCUGACCUGCAAAGGGAGUUGCGAGAGGAACUGCGCUCUGCCUUCCCCAGUCCUUUCUCAGUACAAUUGGAUGGGAAUGGGGAGGACGCCAAACUGCACAUCCCCGAUGCGAAGCGGCUCGACGCGCUCCCAGUCCUGCAUGCAGUCAUUAUGGAAACAGUACGCCGGUACGCUCCUGCUGGCGGGCCGGAGCCGCGGGUUGUUCCGGCUUCUUCGUCAGUCAUUGCAGGUCAAGAAAUUCCUGGUGGUACACGCAUAUCGGCCUCGGCGUAUAAUCUGCACCGUGACGAGCGAGCGUAUCCCGAUCCGUUGAAGUGGGAUCACACAAGAUGGCUGAGGACAGUCGUUGGCGCGGAAGGCGACGAGGGGGAGUCUGCAGUCGCGAACCGACACUUCUGGGGGUUCUCCAGUGGCGGCAGAAUGUGUCUUGGCUCGAAUUUCGCGAUGCACGAAAUGAAACUUGUCGUGGCUGCCAUCUGGGCCAACUAUGUGACGCACAUUGUCGACGAUGUAGGAAUCGAGCAGACUGAUGCGUAUACGGGUCACCCGAGGAGCAACUCGCUGUAUCUGCGGUUCGAGAGGGUUAUAUAGGCACCUAGCCGGACCUGCCAAGGUAUUCUCUGGGACGAUACAAGGCUGUACUGUUACACGACCAGUCUCUCCAAAACCUUGCCGUGAGGUCCUUGCGGGACUGUGGCUCUUGCGGUGUUCCAUGUCCUUUUCUGCAUGGAUGAUUUGUGACCCGAGUCCUUGAUAUAUCCUGCCACGGCACGCAGCUGUAUGAGUCUGUCCAUGCUAAUGCUGGUCAGCUGGAC
Messenger RNA from Microdochium trichocladiopsis, 2273 nucleotides. Its product is annotated as cytochrome P450. NCBI's taxonomy places the organism in Eukaryota, Fungi, Ascomycota, Sordariomycetes, Xylariales, Microdochiaceae. The transcript is spliced from 3 exons. Bases 19 to 2049 code for a protein of 676 amino acids. Gene Ontology annotation, molecular function: iron ion binding; heme binding; monooxygenase activity. The record is from RefSeq and is a predicted model, not a curated record.